AUGUUUUUCGUGUUUACUUUUGUGGUGUCGCGAAAAUUCUUCCGCGUUUUUAUCGCCCAAAACGUGGCAUAUCGGGACAUUUAAUCGCGCAAAUAGCAUGGAAACUCUCUAAAAUCUCUCUCACUCAACUCAUAGUGGUAGUGUUUAGUGUGAAAAGUGCCACUUUUGGUGGAUUUUGCAGUGCAAUCGCGAAAACGUAACCUCACUCUCUUGUUUGACACUUGGGGGAAAUUUGUAUGAUUUUUGGGGUGAUUUUUCCGGGUGUUUUGCCAAUUAGCCAUGAAUUCCCAGGAGCCCAUGUGGAAGAGGAAGCUGGUGCACAGUUUAAAAGAGCGAAAUCGCAAGGAGUCAUCCUUCUUUGAUGGCAUUUUCACGGCCAACAAUCGGCUGUUCGAUGCCAAUGUCCAGCUGCAACUGGAGAACCUGAGGCUGUCGGUAGAGAAUGAGCAGCUGCGCUCAGGCGCCGGACAGUCGCAUGGCGGAAGUGGUGCUUCCUCGGCCAAGAUUCAGGCUCUCGAGAAGAAGCUGAUGACACAGCAGGAGGAACUGACGGAGCUCCACAAGCGCAAAGGCGAGAAUGCCCAGAUGAUUGUGGAUCUGAAUGUGAAGCUGGCCGAGAUGACGAGGAAGAGUCAGGAUCGCGAGGAGAAGUACGCCGAGCAGGUGACACUGAACGGGAGCUUGAAAGCCGAAGUGCAGAUGUUGACCAACAACAUCUCAGAACUGAAGGACCUCAACACAAUCCUGCGGGAUGAAUACACUGCCCUGCAACUCGCCCACUCCGCUGUGGAGGACAAGCUGCGAAAGGUUCAGGAUGAAAAUCGACAAUUGGUAGAUCGACUGAUGAAGUAUAAGGCGAAGGAUGCCGACAAGUUGAAUGAGGAGAAUGAGAAUCUCCUGCGCAAACGAACUGAGAAGAUGCGUCGUGAGCUUGAGGAUGCGGCUCAGGACGCUUCCAGGCGCUCCAGUAGUCCAAUUCUUCCGCUCGAUCGAGGCAGCCUGGCCGACCUCUCGGGCGCCGGCGCCAAGGCGGCGGGCUUCUUCAGUGUGUCUCUUCCCACAAGUGUUCAUCUGCGCUUCGACGCGCACGAUGGCGAGGUGAAUGCUGUGCGCUGGUGUCCUCUGGAUCGCAUAAUUGCCACGGGAGGAGCUGACAGGAAGGUGAAAUUGUGGGAUGUGGGAACAGGUACAAUGGAACCUCGAGGAACUCUGGUGGGAAGCAACGCUGGAGUGAAUUCAGUGGACUUCGAUUCGACCGGAACGAUGAUCCUCGGGACUUCCAAUGACUUUGCAAGUCGCGUGUGGACGGUGACAGAUCAAAGAUUACGGCACACUCUGACGGGGCACAGCGGGAAGGUAAUGGCCGCAAAGUUCCUGGGCGAGCACACGAGGGUGGUCACGGGCAGUCACGAUCGCACACUCAAGGUGUGGGACCUCCGCAAUCGCGCCUGCAUCGAGACCAAGUUCGCGGGUAGCAGCUGCAAUGAUCUCGUGACCACGGAUGGUUCGGGCUCCUGCAUCAUCAGCGGCCACUUCGACAAGAAGAUCCGCUUCUGGGACACGCGCACCGACUCCUCCUCCAAUGACAUCGUCCUGUCGGGGCGCGUGGCGUCGCUGGAUCUUUCCAGGGAUUGUAAAUACUUACUGAGCUGCGUCCGCGAUGACACCAUCAAGCUGCUGGAUCUGCGCAUGAGUCACGUGGUGAAGUCCUUCAGCCACGAUGGCUUCAAGGUGGGCUGCGACUGGUCGCGCGUCUCCUUCAGCUCAGACGCCACAUACAUUGCCGCUGGCUCCGCGGACGGCGCCGUGUACAUUUGGAAUGUCGCCGGCCGCCUCGAGACCAUCCUCAAGGAUCACUCGUCCGCAGUCACCGCCACGUCCUGGCAUCCCUUCAGCUCGGUCCUCGCCACGGUGGACCGCUCGAAGAAGUGCACAAUUUGGACGGACGCCUGACUGCCGUCGCUCCACUAAG
This is a messenger RNA of Phlebotomus argentipes, 1972 nucleotides long. RefSeq names its product autophagy-related protein 16-1 (gene Atg16). Gene Ontology annotation, biological process: autophagosome assembly. NCBI's taxonomy places the organism in Eukaryota, Metazoa, Arthropoda, Insecta, Diptera, Psychodidae. The record is from RefSeq and is a predicted model, not a curated record. Gene Ontology annotation, cellular component: autophagosome membrane. The coding region runs from base 280 to 1953 and encodes 557 amino acids. Gene Ontology annotation, molecular function: protein binding. The transcript is spliced from 6 exons.